Messenger RNA from Funneliformis caledonium, 3058 nucleotides. Lineage: Eukaryota; Fungi; Glomeromycota; Glomeromycetes; Glomerales; Glomeraceae. The record is from the annotation of a GenBank genome assembly.
AUGGCCGAAAACUUGACUAAAUUCAAUAAAAGAAGACAACACGCAAGUUUAUCCACAAAUGCAGUUCCUUCUUUUGAAGAACAAUUGGCUUUAUUGCAAGAAAAUGAAUUACAAGAAAGCACUAAUGCAGGUGAAGUAAUAUUAAUAUGCGAAAAAAAAGUCUGCACUUUUAUUAAUACUGACUAUGUGAAAAUUAAAGAUGAAAGACGUCACCAAAUUUGGGAGCGACCAAAUGUGCAAAAGGUCAAUCCUAAUCAGGAUUCCAUUAUAUUUCAACAAAUUGAAGUAGACGAUUGUGUUGAACCAAAAUCAAGAGAGCCAUUAAUUCGCAUGUUUGGCAUAACAGAGACUGGCAAUAGUGUUCUUUGUUAUGUCACGGGGUUUCGUCCAUAUUUUUACAUUCCGGCGCCAAUUGGUUUCAGAGAAAUUGAUAUGGCUACCCUACAGAAACAGAUCGAGCGCGCUAUAAAUUUGGAUAACGGCUUGAAUAAACCAAUCGAAAGGAUUGAACUUACCCUUAAAGAGAGCAUAUGGGGCUAUCAUGGAAAUAAGAAGAGUCCUUAUCUCAAGAUUAUUUUUAGUGAAACGAAGGCUUUAAAUUCUGCUAGACAUAUCCUUUCUAUUAAAUAUAAUGAUCGUCAACUUCGAGAAUUGACAUUUGAAAGCAAUAUCAAUUAUGUUCUACGAUUUAUGAUCGAUUGCAAGGUUACCGGAGCAAAUUGGAUAGAACUACCACCAAAAAGUUAUUAUUUGCGUAAUAGUUCUCAGAAGACAUCCACUUGUCAAUUGGAAAUAGAAAUCAAUUAUCCUCCUGAAAACGAAUGGUCAAAAAUAGCUCCCUUACGUAUUUUAAGUUUUGACAUCGAAUGCGCAGGUCGAAAAGGAAUUUUUCCUGAAGCUACAAAAGAUCCGGUUAUUCAAAUUGCCAAUACCGUUACGAUACAAGGCGAAAAAAAUCCAUUUAUCAGAAAUGUUUUCACUCUAAACUCCUGCGCCCCAAUUGUUGCAACUGAUGUUAUUGAAUUUUACGAUCAAGGGGAGAUGUUACAAGCUUGGAGAGAUUUUGUAGAUCCUGAUGUUAUCAUAGGAUACAAUAUCGUAAACUUCGAUUUUCCGUACUUACUCGAACGCGCUCAGCAUUUGAAAGUAAAAGAAUUUCCAUACUUUGGCCGUAUGAAAAAUAUAAAGACAGAUGCUAAAGAUACCAAAUUUUCCUCAAAAGCGUAUGGAUCACGAAGACUUCAGCUUGAUAUGUUGCAAGUUAUGCAACGUGAUUAUAAGUUAAGAUCAUAUACUCUUAAUUCUGUUUGUGCACAUUUUCUAGGCGAACAAAAAGAAGAAGUUCAUCAUUCUAUCAUUACUGAUUUACAUAAUGCAAAUAGUGAGACGCGGCGACGAUUAGCCAUUUAUUGCUUGAAGGAUGCAAUCCUACCACAAAGAUUAAUGGACAAACUCAUGUGCCUUAUCAAUUAUAUGGAAAUGGCUCGCGUUACAGGGGUCCCUUUUAAUUAUCUUCUUGUUCGUGGACAGCAAAUUAAAGUAAUAUCACAAUUAUACAGAAAAGCAUUCGAGCAAGAUUUAGUUAUUCCAGCUUUAAAAUCGGAGGCAACCGUCAUUGAACCAGAAAGAGGAUUUUACAAUGUUCCAAUUGCCACACUUGAUUUUAGCUCUUUAUAUCCUUCCAUUAUGAUUGCUCAUAAUCUUUGUUAUACGACGUUAUUGGAUAACAGGGACAUAGAAAAUUUGGGUUUUAAGAGUGAUGUUGAUUACACUAUGACACCAUACAACAAUGCAAAAUUUGUGAAGGUUCAUCAUAGAAAAGGGCUUUUACCUACAAUCUUGGAAGAUCUACUCUCUGCACGUAAGAAGGCCAAGGCAGACUUAAAAAAAGAGACAGAUCCUUUUAAAAAGGCGGUUCUUGAUGGACGUCAAUUAGCUCUUAAGGUCAGUGCGAAUUCUGUAUACGGGUUUACUGGUGCAACUGUUGGCAAACUUCCUUGCAUCGAAAUUUCGGCAAGUGUCACAGCUUAUGGGCGUCAAAUGAUCGAAAAGACGAAACAGGAAGUAGAAAAUCAAUAUACAAUUGCCAAUGGGUACCAACACGAUGCUCAUAUAAUUUAUGGGGAUACGGAUUCUGUUAUGGUGAAAUUUGGUGUGGAUAAUUUAGUUGACGCCAUGGCUUUAGGAAAGGAAGCUUCAGACUAUGUUACAGAGAAAUUUGUUAAACCAAUUAAAUUGGAGUUCGAAAAGGUUUACUUUCCAUAUCUAUUAAUAAAUAAAAAGCGUUAUGCCGGUCUAUAUUGGACAAAUCCAGAAAAAUGGGAUAAAUUAGAUACUAAAGGUAUUGAGACUGUCAGGCGAGAUAAUUGUCUUCUUGUACAAAAUGUAAUAGAAACAAGUUUACGAAAAAUGUUAAUUGAUCGUGACGUCGCUGGUGCUGAGGAAUACGUUAAGAAAACAAUUUCAGACUUGCUUCAGAAUAAAAUUGAUAUGUCACAAUUGGUUAUCACAAAGGCUUUAAGUAAAUCAGAUUAUUCAGCCAAACAGCCACACGUCGAAUUGGCAGAACGUAUGCGUAAAAGGGAUGCUGGUGCUGCUGCUUACGAAAAGUCCGAAGAUCCGAUAUAUGUUCUUGAGAAUAAUAUUCCUAUUGAUACUAAUUAUUAUUUGGAGAAUCAAUUAUCUAAACCGUUAUUACGAAUUUUCGAACCGGUUCUUGGAGAAAAAGCUCAUUCCUUACUUGCUGGUGAUCACACUCGUGUUGUUCAGAUUGCGACACCAACGAUAGGCGGGUUGAUGAAAUUUACCGUAAAAACGGCUACUUGUUUAGGGUGUAAAACUCCUUUAUCAAAGCAUGACACAGCAGUAUGUCGGCAUUGUAAACCGAAAUUGGGUGAAUUAUAUCAGCGACAGCUUGAUGCUGUAAAUAAGCUCGAAGUUCAUUUUUCUCGGUUAUGGACUCAAUGCCAAAGAUGUCAAGGCAGUUUACAUCAAGAUAUUCUUUGUAGUUCAAAAAUAGCUCCCUUACGUAUUUUAAGUUUUGACAUCGAAUGCGCAG